AUGUCUGAAGCACCAACUACCGAAAUUUCUCAGACUUCAAAAGGCGAAAAGAAAAAGAAUAAGAAAAUUCAAAAGGAAGGAGCUGAUGGCGGUUAUCCGUUAGAGUUAAACCCACCACCAGAAUUCUUGAUACAUCGCAUCAAAUUAUUCGAAGAAUGGAAGGCUGCUUAUGAAGAAGAAAUCAAGAAGAAGCCACAUGUUCCAAUUACUGUGACGUUUCCCGACGGGAAAACAAGAGAGGCAACUUCUUGGGAGACAACUCCUUUGGACAUUGCCAAAUCUAUAUCAAAAUCAUUGUCCGAACGUAUCGUAAUUGCAAAGGUUGAUGGUGAAUUGUUUGACUUGAUCCGACCAUUGGAGGCAGAUUGUACCCUGGAGUUUUUGGACUUUGAAAAUGAUGAAGGAAAAAAGGUGUUUUGGCAUUCGAGUGCCCAUGUACUCGGCGAGGCUUGCGAACGUCAUUACGGUUGUCAUCUUUGCAUUGGUCCUCCAUUAGACGAUGGCUUCUAUUACGAGAUGGCUAUUAAAGAUCGUGUUGUAAGUCAAAGUGAUUACGAAUCUCUCAAGAUGAUAGCAAAGAGCGCGAUCAAAGAAAAACAACCUUUUGAACGACUUGUUAUUUCAAAGGAAAAUUUAAUGGAAAUGUUCAAGCAUAAUCAGUAUAAGGUUCAUCUGAUCAAAUCAAAAAUUCCGGACGGAACUUCCACCACUGUAUAUCGUUGUGGUCCCCUCAUAGACUUGUGUGUAGGUCCUCACGUUCCUCAUACCGGAAAAAUCAAGGCCUUUGAAAUUACAAAGAAUUCGUCGUCAUAUUUCCUUGGCGAUGCGAAUAAUGAUUCUCUUCAACGUAUAUAUGGAAUCUCUUUUCCAGAUACAAAACAGAUGACCGAAUAUUUAACCUUUAUUGCCGAAGCAGAAAAACGGUAUCACAAGAAAAUUGGUCAGGAACAAGAAUUAUUCUUUUUCGAUGAGUUGAGUCCCGGUAGUUGCUUCUUCCUUCCAAAUGGCACCCGAAUUUAUAACACGCUCGUUGAUUUUAUAAGGUUGGAAUAUCGAAAAAGAGGUUAUGGCGAAGUGAUCACUCCUAACAUGUAUAAUACUAAGCUGUGGGAGCAGUCUGGACAUUUGCAAAAUUAUGAAGAGAAUAUGUUUUGUUUUGAAGUUGAAAAAGAAAAAUUUGCGUUGAAACCCAUGAAUUGCCCGGGACAUUGUCUUAUGUUCAAGCACCGAGAUCGUUCAUACCGUGAAUUGCCUAUCCGUUUUGCCGACUUCGGUGUAUUACAUCGUAAUGAGCUAAGCGGUGCUUUGACGGGGUUAACGCGUGUAAGGAGAUUCCAACAAGAUGAUGCGCACAUAUUCUGUCGACAAGAUCAGGUGGAAGAAGAAAUUAACUCUGCCCUAGAAUUCUUGAAAUAUGUGUAUGGAAUAUUUGGCUUCACUUUUCAACUUAAAUUAUCCACACGUCCUGAAAAGUAUUUGGGUACGGUUGAAGUCUGGGACCAAGCUGAAAAGAAACUGGAAGAUGCGCUUAACAAGUUUGGCGAACCUUGGGAACUUAACCCGGGCGAUGGUGCUUUCUAUGGCCCAAAGAUCGAUAUUACGAUUUCAGACGCUCUCAAGAGAAAACAUCAAUGUGCCACAUUACAGCUUGAUUUUCAACUUCCUGAACGUUUCGGACUCGAAUAUCGUACUCAAGCGAGUACUGAUGAUCAAUCAUAUGCUCGUCCGGUCAUGAUUCACCGUGCUAUAUUGGGAUCUGUGGAGCGCAUGAUUGCCGUGUUGACCGAAAGUUUCGGCGGAAAAUGGCCUUUCUGGCUUUCUCCUCGACAGAUAAUGGUCAUUCCGGUCGCUAAUAGUUUCAGCGAUUACGUCAAAAAAGUCGCAAACGCAUGUUUUGACGCUGGCUUAUAUGUCGAAACUGAUUUAGGUGAAAGCACACUGAAUAAAAAGAUCCGUAAUGCCGAGAUUGCUCAAUUCAAUUUCAUCUUUGUUGUUGGUGCUGAAGAGGAAUCCACAAAUUCAGUCAAUAUUCGAAAUAGAGAUGAUGUCGGUACCAAAACGAAAGGUCAGACAAUCCUUCUAGAGGAGGUCAUCAACAAAUUGGUGGCGUUGAAGAACGAAAAAAGAUUAAAGAAUAGUUUGAAUCGCGAAUGA
Acaulospora morrowiae is the source of this 2154-nucleotide messenger RNA. NCBI's taxonomy places the organism in Eukaryota, Fungi, Glomeromycota, Glomeromycetes, Diversisporales, Acaulosporaceae. The record is from the annotation of a GenBank genome assembly.